AAGAGGACAAAUGAAGUGUGUAUGGUUGGUUGUUAAUUAUCACUAUUUAGACGUCUUUUACACAAAUGACAAGAUAAAAGUUGCAAUCUUUCUGUAAUAUUCUGGGAUAUGAAAAACAAUGCCGACCAGGGUUCUUUACAAAAAUAAAUAAAUAAAUAUUGUACUGCCGUAGUACCCACCGGAGUUUUAAGCCGGCCAGCUUUGGCGUUGGCGAUGGCGAUAGCAGAGGUUGCUCGAACUGCACCGUUGACAACCGCUCUAAUCCCGAUUAACCAUCGGAAACCGCCGGUGCCCAAUUCUAUUUACUAUUUUUCAAGGCCGCUAUGCCGGAAUAUCUCUGUUAAUGCCUCGUCGGAAUCAGUAUCGAGAAGAACAGCUACAAGAAGAGCUGUAUCUUUCUUGCUCGCUGCUUCAUUCUCUGGCCUAACAAAGUUCUUGAUUGACCCUCUUCCUUGUUGGUCCGAACCCACAACAAAACAAGGCUUCGUGGAGCUGCCGGAUUCUGGUGGGGUCAAGGCUUUGGACCUUCGAAUUGGGGAUGGAGAUAUCCCUGUUGAUGGUGAUAAGGUCGCAAUUCAUUACUAUGGAAGGUUGGCUGCAAAACAAGGAUGGCGGUUUGAUUCUACAUAUGAUCACAAAGAUGCAACUGGUGAACCCAUUCCUUUUGAAUUCAUUCUCGGCUCAGGAAAAGUCAUAUCUGGAAUUGAAUCAGCAGUCAGAUCCAUGAGAACUGGAGGUAUUCGUCGUAUCAUUGUUCCACCUUCUGAAGGCUAUCAGAGUACAUUUCAAGAACCGAUUCCACCUAAUGUAUGUGAUUCCAUUGGGGUAACUCAUUCAUAUUUCUUUGUUUGAAAACUCCUAAAUGAAACCAUCUAACCUGCAGAAAUUUGAUUUCAUUUCCUUUAAGUACCACAAACUACAAUGCCUGCUUGCUUUUCUGUACCAAAUUUAUACCUCAAAUUUGGUUUUAUCGUUGCCUGCAGUUUUUUGAUAGACAGAGAUUAUUUACAACCAUUUUCAAUCCAACCCGUCUUGCUAAUGGAGAAGGCUCAACAUUGGGGACACUCAUAUUUGAUAUUGAGUUGGUCAGCUUGAGACACUGAGAAUCUUGUGAAUCAGGUGUAUUUAAUCCUCUCUCAAAUUAUAUCCCGGUGCAAUGAAAUAUUUGUGGUGUAUGGUAGCCUUUAGGUUCUCUUAGCAGGAUUUCAUUAUCUUUGUCAAUUUUUUAAGUACCUGAGCUGAGGCCGUUGAGAUUCCUUUAAAGCUUUCUGGUGACAGUUUGGCAUUGAUAGGUUUGGAAGUCCUCAAAAUGCACAUGGACUAAGACAACACCAUUGCCUUCCAUGAAUCCGUAGCAGAAUGAAGGCGAAUGUAGAGAUUAGGUUGGGAAGAUGAAAACGAAGCUCUUUCAAUUCCAUAUUGCAUAGUUUUUGAAAUCAAAGAGCAGAUUCAUCUGAACCAGCUGUAGCUGUUGUUUAGAUAGUACCAAGCUUAAUAGACUACUUCCUUUAGAACAUUUGUACAUGCAAUGAAGAUUAUUCUUGCCUUAAAAUAUGACCUCCUUGUGUUGUGACGACUGAAGGUCAUGAUCCUCCAAUUUGAAUUUGAAAUGAAUAUGCAACAAAAGAAACAUUUGAAAAUCUUGGUUGAUGGACUGAUACUUGUAGAGUUUUGAUGAAUGCCUUUUUGAAGUUGCUUUUGGCUUUUGGCCACUCUGUAAAAGAUUUCUGCCCUGAAUAAGGUUCAUAUGCUUCGG
This is a messenger RNA of Oldenlandia corymbosa var. corymbosa, 1756 nucleotides long. NCBI's taxonomy places the organism in Eukaryota, Viridiplantae, Streptophyta, Magnoliopsida, Gentianales, Rubiaceae. The record is from the annotation of a GenBank genome assembly.